Messenger RNA from Mya arenaria, 1284 nucleotides. RefSeq lists its product as uncharacterized. The transcript has 2 exons. The record is from RefSeq and is a predicted model, not a curated record. NCBI's taxonomy places the organism in Eukaryota, Metazoa, Mollusca, Bivalvia, Myida, Myidae. The coding region runs from base 1 to 1284 and encodes 427 amino acids.
AUGAUUGAAGACAACGAAGUGUUUGCCUCACAUGACGUGGUGUCACUUUUCACCAACACCCCCAUCGACAAGGCCCUAUCAGUCAUAAGAGACCGCCUAGAGAAAGACAAGACCCUAAAAAAUAGAACCAAGCUGAGUGUGGAUGACAUCAUGAAUCUAACAGACUUUAUUUUGACUACAACAUACUUUCAGUUCAGAGGUGACAUAUACCAACAAAAGUUUGGCACCGCUAUGGGAAGUCCAGUAUCUCCGAUAGUGGCUAACCUGUAUAUGGAGUUUUUGGAAAGAGAAGCCAUUGCAACUGCUCCGGUGACAUGUAAACCAACCUUGUGGAAACGCUACGUAGAUGACAUAUUAGAGAAGAUUCAGAGAGGACAACUACAGAACCUCACUGACCACCUCAACACUGUAGACGUUACCAAUAACAUCAAGUUUACCCACGAAGAAGAAAGCAACGGGGCCAUUCCAUUCUUGGAUACUCUCAUCACCAGGAAGGAAGAUGGUAGUAUCAAACUGCUAGUAUAUAGAAAGAAAACCCACACGGACCAAUACCUGAAUUUUUCAUCCCACCACCCAUUACAGCACAAGCUGAGCGUGGUCAGAACUCUAUUAGACAGGUGCUACAACCUCGUCACCGAAACUGAAGAUAGAGAUAUAGAGGAAGAACAUGUAAAACAAGCUUUAGGCCAGUGGCUAUCUGAAGCAGUGAGCCGGGUGUUUAAUAAACAUCGAGUCGCCACGGCCAUGCGCCCACAUCAGACACUACGCAACAUCUUAGUGCACCCCAAGGACAAACAGGAAACAACAGAGAAAGCAGAAGUAAUUUACAAAAUACCUUGUAAAAAUUGUGAUAAAGUCUACGUGGGAGAAUCGGGGCGAAAAUUUGGAAUAAGACUGAAUGAACACAAAAAAGAUUGUGAAACAAACUCAAAUAAGGCAUUUACUAGAUCAACUAGAAAACAAUCAGAAUCGACAAUAGAAAAAAGUGCAAUCACAGAUCACCAGAACAUAAAUAAUCAUGAAAUAAACUGGGAGGGGGCACGCGUAAUAGAGAGAGAAUCAGACUGGAGAGUGCGAAAAACGAAGGAGGCUAUUUGCAUCAAAACUGAGGGGGCAGUUAUGAACCGGGACGAGGGGGCCUUCCUUUCUGGGAUUUACAACCCACUUUUCGCCGGAUUACGGAAAUUCGGCGGGAAGUCCCGAGUGUCAGAGCUGCGAGUGAGCGAUAGUCAGGCCAGUUACUCUGAUGAUGUCCACAGUGUUGGACGAAAAUUUCAGCUUUAA